GACCGUGCCUAGUCCUCACUUAAAGCUCUCAGCUAAAGCAGAACCGUUCGUCCCAGCAUCGCCGCCGCACCAGCAGGGAUAAAGAAACCCCAGUGUCUUAACCUGUUUCGACGCUAGUUGGUUGCCGAAUUUGUGACCUAACACACGUAUUACUACUUCAGUCUCUUUCACGUUUCUUUCAAAGUCCCGUUCAACCGAACCUUUAGCACUUCAAGAUGCCUUUCGUCCCAGUCGAUAUCGCCAAGUGCCCCAAGUGCUCCAAGUCCGUGUACGCCGCUGAAGAGCGUGUAGCCGGUGGUAUGAAAUGGCACAAGCAGUGCUUCAAAUGCGGCCUGUGCAACAAGAUGUUGGACUCGACCAACGCCAACACUCACGAGAACGAGCUCUUCUGUAAGGUUUGUCACGCACGCAAGUACGGACCUAAGGGAUACGGAUUCGGUGGUGGUGCCGGAGCUUUGAGCAUGGACGUCGGCGAACAUCUGGGCAACACUCAGUCCGUCUCCAAUCGUCCGGUCCCGAUUGCCGAGAAGCCCGUGCCCCAAGCUCCGGCCGGAGAAGGAUGUCCUCGCUGCGGAGGCCACGUCUACGAAGCUGAAAGGAUGUUGGCCGGAGGACGAUCAUGGCAUAAGAAGUGCUACAAGUGCAAGGAUUGUCGCAAGCAUUUGGAUUCGACCAAUUGCUGCGAAGCUCCCGACAAAGAGAUUUACUGUAAACUGUGCUACGGCAAGAAGUUUGGACCGUCCGGCUACGGUUUCGGUCAAGGUGCCGGUAUCUUGCAGAGCGACGCUCUGACAGUUUCGAGCAAUGCGGAAAAGAUGAGACCAAGUCGGCCGGAUCUUGGAGUCAUCAAGGCAACCGAAGGGCAGGACGGAUGUCCUCGUUGCGGCGGUGCCGUGUUUGCUGCCGAGCAAAUGUUGGCUCGUGGAACGGUGUGGCACAAGACGUGCUUCAACUGCAAAGAAUGUAAGCGUGUGCUGGACUCGGUGCUGGCCUGCGACGGGCCCGAUCGCGAUGUCUAUUGCAAGCUCUGCUACGCCAAGAAAUUCGGCCCCAAAGGUUAUGGAUUCGGCGCAGGUGGCGCUUUCCUAAUGGCCGAUUCCAUUCCAAAUGGAAUGGAAAUGGCAUUCAAGUCGAUUGAUACCAAGACCAUCAAAGCUCCCGAAGGUGAGGGAUGCCCUCGCUGCGGUGGGUGCGUCUUUGCGGCUGAAAUGAUGCUUUCCAAGGGACAGGAAUGGCAUAAGCUGUGCUUUAAUUGUGCUGAUUGCCAUCGGCCACUGGACUCGGUGCUGGCCUGCGAUGGCCCCGACAAGGAUAUCUACUGCAAGGCCUGCUACGGUAAGCGAUUCGGACCGAAAGGCUUCGGCUACGGUCACUCACCAACUUUGGUAUGCACUUCGGGAACUGCUGACGUGCCCGUCGAGGCCAAGCAAGGCAUCAAGGCUCCCGAAGGCGAAGGCUGCCCUCGUUGCGGCUUCUUCGUCUAUGCUGCUGAGCAGAUGAUUAGCAAGACCCGAAUCUGGCACAAACGUUGUUUUAAUUGCGGUGAUUGCCACCAUUCGUUGGAUUCGACCAACCUGAACGACGGUCCCGACAAUGAAAUUUAUUGCGCCGGAUGCUACCGCAGGAAAUUCGGACCCCAUGGUGUCGGUUACGGAAUGGGCGGUGGAGCUCUGCAAACUUUUUAAGAAUUUAAAACGAAUUCAUUCGACGAUUGUUGAUGGUGGUAUACGACGAAACGCGCGCUGUCCGCUGCUUCAGACCCCAACAAAAAACAAACAAAACAAACAAAAAAAAUAGAAAAAUAUUAAUCAACGCUUUUUUUUUUUAUAGAUGGAAUGGGAAAUCUUUUCUAUAAUUAAAACGAAAAAAAAAAAAGAGAAGGAAGGGAAAUUUUCAAGCUUUUGAUAUACGUGUCCGAUAAAGUCUUAAUUUACCCACCAAAAUAAUCCACAUUACAAAAAGACUUGUUCAAGUAUUAUUCUUUUUGAUAGUUGUUUCUUCUUCCGCUCCAGUUUGUUCUCCUCUAAAAUGACUUAAAUACUAAUUGACAAUUUUUCUCUUUACAUUCGUAGUUAUCUAGUUUCUUAUUGGCAGGCAAAUUUUUGUUUGUUUUUUUAAAUUUUUUUAUUUCAAAGUGAAAAUGUUCCUCUUAUUCACGGAAUGAGUCGUUCUAGUCCUUCAUUUUAUACGUGCAUCUUAUCGAGAAGCCCUUAAAAAAAAAAGAAUGAAAUGAAAAAAAAAAGAAAUCAAAAUUCAAUGACGGAUAGAGAAAGAGAGAGAGAGAGAGAAAACGACAACAGGUGGCGCUAAGGUUCCCAUUUCUUGGACAUUUCUCUUUUUUUUUUUUUUUUUUGUUUGUUUAUUUUUGUUUAAUUUUUUCUGUUUGGCUUUUGAUAUUAUUAUUUGAUGCUGCUAUUUUCUUAUUAUUUAUAAACACAUGUUGAUUUUUUGUGUCAUUUGAAGGAGAGCGCGCAUGUGUAUGAUGACGAUGUGUCCGAGCGUGAUGAAAAGAAGGCCAUAUAUGUAUAACGAUUGUUUUUAUGAUUAAUUUUGUUUUGCAUCUUCCUUUUUUGUUUUGAAUUUAGAAUUUUUUUUAAAUCUUAUUUUCAUUGCCUUAUUAUAUACAUACUUUGCGGCUUUUGGCGACCAUUUGAAAUUGAUGUCCACCCAACAAAACAACCAUGACGAACAGACAGAUGUUUCUAAUGACUUUAUACCGUCUUUAUAUAUACAAAAAUAACACGCGCUGACAGCUGAUUAAAAAACAAAACAAAAAAAAACACAAAUUUUUUGUCUUUUUUUUUCCACUUGCCACCUGUCCCACCUUUUUAUAUUCCCUCCCUUUAGCUCCUUGAAGCAGCUUCCAGCUUCCUUCUACCGUUAAAGAAUAUCAGACUAAGACUUUUUUUUUUGUUUAUUUUUCCAUAUCGCUUGAUAUAAUGUAGGACCGUUUUCUCUUUAUUCUUUUUUUGUUGUUGAAUGUUUGACAUCGUUAAUAAUUUCAGUCCAAACUUUGAAAACCAACGCAAACACGAAACUUGAGAUUUUUUGUGUGUGGAAGGGAUGCAGGGCUUUUGUUAUCAUUUUCUUAUCUUUGCCUGCUGUUGUCUGUCGGUUCACACACACACAGAUAAGUCGAGUAAUAUCAUCUGACUGGGAGCGAACGAACACGGAGCUUACACUGCCUUGAAAUACACGAAGAAUUUCUAGCUGAUUGAUUAUACUUAAAAAAAUGAAAUAUCAUCGCGCUACGAUUAAAACACGUCCCCCACAUAAAGAAACAUUUAAAAUGUCAUCAUAUCCUUCAUUUAUUACUUCACAUUGAAAUGUAGGCCUUAAGCGAGCAAGAACCAAAAAGAAAGAAAAAGGGCAGAUGGAAAAUUGAAAUUUCGGAAUUGUUUAGCAAAACUAUCGUAUUUAAUAAUGCUAUAUACAAAUGGCCUAUUUAGAAUGUUCUUCAGAUUUUGAAUUCAACCCCCCCUCUGCUGUAUCCCAUGACGUGCCUUCAGCUGGAGAAGAGAAACGAAAACAGCGUGUUCAAGUAUGGCGCUGGCACGUCGCCAUUGUUUGUUGGCUAUGAGAUUUCAGGUAGUCCAAAUAGGAAUGCCUUUGAAAAACUUUCACCGUCUUUCGGCGAUCUGUUCACAGAGGGGGAGAUAUUUGACCCACCAAGAAAUUUGUUUGUUGAAAUAUAGGAAACUAAACCGGCCCCGCCUUAUAUGGCGUCCUGGGAAACGCGCAUCAGAAGAAAAAAAGGGAAUAAAAAACAAACUUUGUGUGCUCUAGGCUAUUUUAUAUUGUAUGUUAGUAGAACUCUAUGAUUCUUUAAAAAAAAAAAUAGUAAUAGAAUUUUGCUAUAGGCGCCGGAAUGAAAAGGCUCAGACUAUUGACACUUCCGCCGAAGGCCUACAGCUGCGCAGGGAGAGCUUCCUCUCGACUGCAUCUGGCAUUUUGAUUGGCCUUUAGGUUAUCGUUUUCUUUUUGCAAGAAACUGAUCCGCCUUAGGAGCGAGUCGGUUGAACCUGAAACAAGUAGAGCAUGUGUAAAAAGGUUAUUUGAUAUACAAAGAAAUCAAACAUUGUCUUGAUAUUGCGCUAGACACUGUCCGUCUUACAGCAAGACACUUCCUCCAAUGGAAUCGUGGCAAAAGAACGUCCAUCCAUGCAAAUUCCGUUGUAAACACGGUCCAAGAGUGGGCGAUUAUCACGAAUUAGCCACGAAAUCCUGCAGCCACAUGUAAUCCUUGAGUCUGAAAGAAUUCAACAUCAUCCCAACCCGAUUGAUGUUUUGAUUAAUUUCUUUGUUUGCUUUAAGUAGAUGUUUUCUUUUUUAAUUACUCGAGUUCAAGUAAAUGGUGAGGCCAUUCGACUGCAACGGACUAAGGAAAACAUCUUCUUGGAAUUCGUCCAUUUUAAACUCGAAAUUGAUGACGUCAUUCACAAACAUUCCUGUUGGAAAACAAGACAAUAAACUGUUAUAAUCUAUUCAAUAUACAAAUGCUGCGUUCGUUACCUUCUAGAAGAGCCACAUCGUAGACCAUGGAUGAACUGAUGGAAUAGAAUUUUGCACUUAGAGGUCGGAAUUGUGAUCUCGGAUUCGGCAGCCAAAUGGAAACGUUGGUCGCACUUGAAUUCAGCGUCAUCGACACGGUAUGCAAAUCAAUGGCGUUCGUCAAAUUAGUGACAGAAGUAAAAUUAUUGCCUUCUAAACGUAAUUCUUGGAGGAACCGCAGCUGAGGGAUGAAUUCAAUAGAAUCGUCUCCUAGACUAUUGCCGGUAAGGUCCAGGUAAGUUAAAUUAGCGAGCAAUGCUCCUGGAGCUAAGGUGAUUUGGGACAGUCCUUUUUGGCUUGCGUAAGACCACAAACUUCGAGAAUAUACUGUGAAAUUGGUCAAACUUUCAAGAGUGGGUAAGUUUCUAAUUCUAUCGACAUGGCUGUCCAUAAAGGCUAAUUUCUUCAGCUGAUUGCAAUUAGUCAAAGUAGUUGAAUCGAAAUCACGCAUGUUACAGUCUGAAAAGGUGACAUUGCCUGUUAAACCGCACACGUCCGUGCUGUCAGUGAAUGCUCUUGAGCUGAGCAUUAGCAUGUUUCCUGUAGUUGAGUGUCCGUGGCUGCAAAUAAAUUUAACUUCCGGGAUUUGAUUUCCUGCUAGGAAAUCGUCCGGUACGUAAUUGAAGUAAUCUCCGAUCCCUUGUAUUCUGAGAGACAUUAUAGGACCAUAGGGUUUGUAGAAUUCCAGCCUUUCUCGUAUGCUUUCAGGACUGUCAUAAUUAGCGUCGCAGUCGAGGAUAAUUCCAGGAUAAGAUACUUGACAAUAACACAUAGAAUAUACGCUAGGGCAGGAUGCCUUCUGUGCAUUGGUCAAUUGGGCAAAAACCAUAAACAUCGU
Molecule: messenger RNA, 5389 nt
Organism: Daphnia magna
Lineage: Eukaryota; Metazoa; Arthropoda; Branchiopoda; Diplostraca; Daphniidae
Gene: Mlp84B
Product: muscle LIM protein Mlp84B-like
Exons: 11
Coding region: 216-1685 (489 amino acids)
Biological process (GO): sarcomere organization; muscle tissue development
Cellular component (GO): nucleus; Z disc; cytoplasm
Molecular function (GO): structural constituent of muscle; actinin binding
Source: RefSeq, a predicted model, not a curated record